UUGUAAACGGAAAUCAGCUAGCUAUUUAAGACUCAGUCGGACCUGAAAACCCACAUAUUCAAGCUGUACACGAAUAGUUUUCACUUGUAGGUUAUAGGUAGGCUUCUAAUUUGCUUUUGCAUUAAAUGCAUGGUUUUGUAGCUGUCCCCCGCUUUUCUGUUUCUGCUUUGAAACCGAACAGCUAACAUGGAUAUUAAGGAGGAGACUAUAGCCAUUUUAAAACAGUUUGACAUUGGAAACAAAUUGUCUUAUCUACCGGUCCUGCCCAAAGCCUCGGUGCUGAUCCCGCUGUUUGUGAAGAAUGGAGAGCUGUACACCUUGAUGACCCUGCGUUCAAAGGAGUUGAAGACCAGUGCUGGUGAAGUGUGUUUUCCCGGUGGGAAGAGAGACCCCAGUGACAGAGAUGAUGUGGACACAGCUCUGAGGGAGGCAGAGGAGGAGAUAGGUCUAUCUCCUGAAGGUGUUCAGGUGGUCUGUAGACUGUUCCCUAUCAUUAAUAAGAGUGGUCUGUUGGUGACCCCGGUGGUUGGAUUCAUAGAGGAAUCAUUUUAUCCCUGCCCGAACCCAGCCGAGGUCAGUGCCGUGUUCACAGUCCCUCUGGACUUCUUCACCAGCAAGAAGGAACAUUGUGCUGCCCAUGGUGCUGCUGGGAUGGUUGGGCCAUUGCACUCAUUUCAUUUUGUGGACCCUGAUUCAGGAAGCCAGUAUCAUAUAUGGGGCCUGACUGCCAUGUUGGCCAUACUGGUGGCUGCACUUGCUCUCAGAAAACAACCCGAGUUUGAUGUUGGUUUUGACUCUGAGGAUCCAUUAUCCUUCUUCCAACAGAUUCUACAUAGAAGAAUUAGUAAACUAUGAACACGUCCUUUCCCAAUGUGGAAGUGGCUAUUCGAAGAGUCAGACUGAGCAUCCUGGAUUGCUCAAAAUGAAACGACUGGACGUGAAAAACAUGAAAUUACACCACAAUCCAAGACAAAACAAUCUGACAAAUGUACAGUGACACAAAUGACAGUUGGUGCCACCCCACCCAUCCCCUCUGCCUCAAAAUAUAUGUUCUCAUAAACUGUAAUUGGUCCGAUGUUUGAUGUAGAGCAAGCUCUAUGUCCACACCAUGAGGUAAAAUUUACAUUCAUGAAACUGAAGUCACAGGUUGGCUUUCUGUGUUGGUAUGGCUUUAAGAGGCAUUACUGUUCCGCACUUCCUCCGCAACAUCAUGUGCUCUUAAACUCCCCUACCCAAGAGGAAUGGAAUGCUUGGAAACAUCACUACUGUGUUCUAACCUGAUCUACACUUAACGGAUGAAUCAAAGUGCCAUUUGAGAUGCAUGACAUUUAAAAAAAAAAAAAAGUU
Messenger RNA from Seriola dumerili (greater amberjack), 1347 nucleotides. RefSeq names its product nudix hydrolase 7 (gene nudt7). Bases 187 to 855 code for a protein of 222 amino acids. Lineage: Eukaryota; Metazoa; Chordata; Actinopteri; Carangiformes; Carangidae. The record is from RefSeq and is a predicted model, not a curated record. Gene Ontology annotation, molecular function: coenzyme A diphosphatase activity; acetyl-CoA hydrolase activity. The transcript has 4 exons. Gene Ontology annotation, biological process: coenzyme A catabolic process.